UUACUUGCUAGAGAGAGAAAAAGAAUGAAAGAAGAAAAAAUUGAAUCCGAUCGAAUACAAAUUUGACGUCCGCAAGGACACUCUCUCUCUGAAAUAACCCCCUUUCUCUCUCUAGAUUCAGCAGCAAAGAAACAAGACAUACAACAGCACCUCCUCAAUAGAGAGAGAAAUAAAAACAACAGCAACAGAAAAAAAGAACCUUAAUAUUAGAUUUUUGAAGAGCUUGAGCGAAACAAAAUAAAACCCUAGGGUCUUGUGUGCUUCUAAAACAGCUCAGUUGUGUUCUUUCUCUCUCUCUCUCUCUCUCAGCCUGUAGUUUCAUUGAAAGAGAAAUCUUGUUGAGAGACUAUCAGCCUCACUACUGUUUGAGAAUUGUAUUGUGAGAUUCAUGCGAGAACCAUUUAAAGAUUGCUGUUCGUGUCAAGAUACCGUGGCUGUAGAAUGUUCAGAAUUGAAGAUUCUUCUUUGCUUUUGGUUUUUUUUGGCGUGUGCCUCGUGUUUCAUAGAACGCAGCACCAUUUGCUCAGGCACAAAACCUAUUUGGUGCGCAGUAAGGAUUUUGAGGUCUGCAGGAUUUGGGUGUGUACUUGAAGUGGUGACCGAGUCCAGUUGUCUAAGUGCUUUAUCUUGCUCUGUUAUGUAAUUUUAGGCUAUUCAAUUUAUGUUGUUUUAGAUAGUUUUAUACUUCAAGGAGGUUUUUUGAUUGUGAUUCUUGAUAAGAUGUUACCCUCGGGGCCGCCUACUCCAAUUGGUGGUGCCCAGUCUGUCUCUCCUUCACUUUUGAGAUCGAAUUCGGGGAUGCUGGGAGCUCAAGGUGGCCCUUUGGGUUCUCAAACAGCAUUCCCGUCUCUAGUGCCCCCCCGUACUCAGUUUAAUAACAUGAGCAUGCUUGGAAAUGUGCCCAACAUGUCCUCCCUGCUGAACCAGUCUUUUGGUAAUGGAGGUCCAAAUCCUGGACUUCCUGGCCCUGGAAGCAGUCAGCGCGGAAAUAUUGAUACUGGGGCAGAGUCCGAUCCACUUUCAAAUGGUGGUAAUGGAAUGGGUUUCAAUGCUCCUUCAUCUUCAUUUGUACCAUCAAAUAUGGUUAACCCUGGUCCUUCUUGUCAAGUUCAGGGACAUCAGUUUUCAAACCCUUCUGGCAACCAGUUGUUGCCAGAUCAACAGCAGUCCCAACAACUUGAAGCACAAAAUUUCCAGCAUGGUCAGCAAUCAAUGCAACAGUUCUCUGGCGCUCAUAACACUCAGCAGGUGCAGCAGCAGCACCAGUUUCAAUCAAUACGAGGAGGGUUGGCUGGUGUUGGACCUGUUAAGUUGGAGCCACAUGUGACUAAUGAUCAACAUGGAGCACGGCAACUGCAACAACCUCAGGCACUGAGAAAUAUGGGUCCAGUUAAGUUGGAGCAACAGCAAAUUCAGACAAUGCGAAGUUUGCCAGCUGUGAAGUUGGAACCUCAACAUUCAGAUCAAUCUUUGUUUUUACAUCAACAGCAGCAGCAUCAACAGCAUCAGCAGCAGCAUCAGCAGCAGCAGCAGCAGCAGCAGCAGCAACAGCAGCAGCAGCAUCAGCAGCAUCAUCAUCAUCAUCAUCAUCAGCAGCAGCAGCAGCAGCAGCAGCAGCAGCAGUUCCUUCACAUGUCAAGGCAGUCUUCUCAACAGGCUGUUGCACAACUAAAUCUUUUGCAUCAGCAAAGGCUGCUGCAGCAACAGCAACUUUUGAAGGCAAUGCCACAGCAACGGCCUCAAUUACAACAACAAUUUCAACAACAGAAUAUGCCUUUGAGGUCUCCUGUAAAACCAGUGUAUGAACCUGGGAUGUGUGCCCGUCGUCUCACAAAUUACAUGCAUCAACAGCAGCGCAGACCUGAAGACAAUAACAUUGAAUUCUGGAGGAAAUUUGUUGCUGAGUUCUUUGCUCCCCAUGCAAAAAAGAAGUGGUGUGUUUCUAUGUACGGAAGUGGCCGGCAAACAACUGGUGUUUUCCCUCAGGACGUAUGGCAUUGUGAGAUUUGCAAUCGCAAGCCAGGCCGUGGUUUUGAGGCAACUGUUGAGGUUCUUCCUAGGCUUUUCAAAAUCAAAUAUGAAAGUGGCACUUUGGAAGAACUUCUUUAUGUUGAUAUGCCACGUGAAUAUCAAAACUCAUCUGGUCAAAUUGUCCUGGAUUAUGCAAAAGCAAUACAAGAGAGUGUUUUUGAGCAACUUCGCGUUGUUCGUGAUGGUCAGCUGCGGAUAGUCUUCUCACCAGACUUAAAGAUAUGCUCUUGGGAGUUUUGUGCUCGGCGCCAUGAAGAGCUAAUACCUCGAAGAUUGUUGAUACCACAGGUAAGUCAGCUUGGUGCUGCAGCUCAAAAGUACCAGGCUGCUACUCAAAAUGCAUCAUCCAAUUUAUCUGUCCCGGAGUUGCAAAAUAAUUGUAACUUGUUUGUUGCAUCAGCUCGGCAACUGGCAAAAGCCUUGGAAGUGCCAUUAGUAAAUGAUCUGGGAUAUACAAAGAGAUAUGUGCGGUGCCUUCAGAUAUCAGAAGUGGUAAAUAGUAUGAAAGACUUGAUUGAUUAUAGUCGAGAAACAGGAACUGGACCAAUGGAGAGUUUGUCCAAGUUCCCUCGGAGGACAGGUGUUUCAAUUGGGUUCCAUAGUCAAGCUCAACAGCCUGAGGAACAGCAACAACAACAGCAAACAAUAACUGCGAACUCAAAUAGUGAUCAAAGUUCUGCCCAAGCCACAAUGCAAAUUGCUGCUAGCAAUGGUAUGGCUAGUGUAAAUAACUCACUCAACACAGCAUCUACAACUACCUAUGCCAGCGCUAUUGUUGGGCUUGUCCACCAAAAUUCUAUGAAUUCAAGACAACAAAAUUCUAUCAAUAAUGCAAGCAGUCCCUAUGGAGGAAACUCUGUUCAGAUUCCAUCUCCUGGUUCCUCCUGUACGAUUCCACAGGCACAACCUAACCCUUCUCCUUUCCAGUCACCAACACCGUCCUCAUCUAAUAAUCCUCCACAAGCAUCUCAUAGUGCCUUGACAGCUGUGAAUCACAUUAGUUCCACAAAUUCACCAGCAAAUAUUCCAUUGCAACAGCCAACUCUUUCUGGCGAGGCUGACCAUGGUGAUUCUCAAAGCUCUGUCCAGAAAAUCAUACAUGAAAUGAUGUUAACCAGUCAACUUAAUGGAACUGGUGGCAUGGUUGGGGUUGGUUCGUUGGGGAAUGAAGUGAAAAAUGUCAAUGGAAUUUUGCCAACAGGUAAUAAUACGGUUCUUAAUGGUGGAAAUGGCCUGGUGGGAAAUGGUGCAGUCAAUAGUUCUGGAAUAGGUGGUGCUGGAUAUGGGACUAUGGGUGGACUUGCGCAGUCUGUAAUGGUCAAUGGGAUCAGAGCUGCAAUGGGUAAUAACUCAAUGAUGAAUGGUCGGAUGGGCAUGCCAUCGAUGGUACGAGACCAGAGCAUGAAUCAUCAACAGGAUUUGGGGAACCAACUGCUUAGUGGGCUAGGAGCAGUUAAUGGGUUUAGUAAUCUCCAGUUUGAUUGGAAACCAUCCCCUUGAAGGUUCUGUUAAUUAUAUUGAUGUCUCAGCAGCUGCUUCUGCGGUACAAGUGUGGGCAGAAUUUCAUAAAAGCCUUGUGAAGAUGGCAUUGCAUUACACCAAGGAAUCGCUUGAGGGCGUGCUUCCCACAUUGUACUAAUUUUCGAGGAAAAGUAAACAUAUAGCAUAGUGUUUUAUCAAAGAAAUAUUAAAUCCUCCUUGAGUUGCCUCA
Messenger RNA from Populus nigra (black poplar), 3742 nucleotides. RefSeq names its product transcriptional corepressor SEUSS-like. The record is from RefSeq and is a predicted model, not a curated record. Gene Ontology annotation, cellular component: transcription regulator complex; nucleus. Bases 721 to 3531 code for a protein of 936 amino acids. NCBI's taxonomy places the organism in Eukaryota, Viridiplantae, Streptophyta, Magnoliopsida, Malpighiales, Salicaceae. Gene Ontology annotation, biological process: positive regulation of transcription by RNA polymerase II; negative regulation of transcription by RNA polymerase II. The transcript has 10 exons.